AUGACAGUUGUACCUAGUUCCAAAAGGGGCCCAUGGUCAGACAAGGCCUCAGCAAUCAUGGGAGAGCAACUGGGGUAUGGGUGGGUGGGGGGGGGAGAAGUUGUCCUGCAGGGGGCCCCACAUGUCUUUCUGACCAAUGAAAAGGCUAACAGCGUCUUAACACGCCUAAGACGUGCAAAUGGCUUCUGGGAGGAAUUUAAAGAAGGUAAUGUGGAGAGAGAAUGCAUUGAAGAAAGGUGUUCAUAUGAAGAAGUCAGAGAAAUUUAUGAAGAUGACCAGAAAACUGAUGAAUACUGGAGUAAAUAUGUAGACGGGGAUCAGUGUGAAUCCAGCCCUUGCAGGCAUGGUGGCUCCUGUCGUGAUGGUGUCGGGCAGUAUGAGUGCGUCUGCCAUCAAGGUUACAAAGGCAUCAACUGUGAGAUUGUUAUCCCAAAGCUAUGCAGUCUGGACAAUGGAGGCUGCCAGCACUACUGCCGGGUCCAGCGAGACCGUGUCAAGUGUUCCUGUGCAGACGGCUAUGCGCUUGGACUUGGUGAUAAAGCAUGUUUUGCACAAGUUCCUCAUCCUUGUGGGACCACUGCUCAACACCGAGUCCAAAGGUCAGCUGUCGACAAUGAUCCUGUGCCAACCAACAGCACUGCACCAACUAACAGCAGCGCAACAAAUGAUACCAAUGCCCAACCUAGCGACCCUGGAAACAUCUUAUCUGAUCCCAGUGGAAAUGUUGAAAGGAUCCUGGAUGGACAAGAUUGUCCCUUGGGAGAGUGUCCGUGGCAGGUUCUUCUAAUUGAUGAGACUGGCAAAGGGUUUUGCGGAGGCACAAUUCUAAGUGAGACUUUAGUGGUGACUGCAGCCCAUUGUCUGAACCAGACAGCAACCAUCACUGCUGUUGUUGGUGAGUUUGAUGUUAAGAAAGAGGAGCAUACAGAACAGCGAAUAGAGGUUGUGGCAGCAGUUCCCCACCAUAAGUUCUACCGCAAAACUUAUGACAAUGAUAUUGCAGUCCUGAUAUUGAAGAACCCUGUGCAAUUCAAUGAGAAUGUUGUCCCAAUCUGCCUGCCCCAAAGAGACUUUACAGAAACGGUCUUGAUGAAAUUGCCAACUGCCUUAGUAAGUGGUUGGGGCCGUGUCCUCGACCAUGGGAUGACAGCCGACAAACUCCAGCGCAUCAUGGUGCCAUAUGUCGAUCGGACAAGUUGCAUCGAAUCCAGCAAGUACCCUGUGUCUCCGAACAUGUUCUGUGCUGGCUACAAGGACGAGAUCAAAGAUGCCUGCCAAGGAGACAGUGGUGGACCCCAUGUUACCCAACACAAGGAAACCUGGUUCUUGACCGGCAUUGUGAGCUGGGGAGAAGGAUGCGGACAGAAAGGGAAAUAUGGCAUCUACACAAAGGUGUCAAAGUACAUAGGGUGGCUCAGAAGGGUUAUUAGAGAGAUGUCCAUUGAUCAUAACAGGAACAUAAGCUCAACAAUCUAG
Carcharodon carcharias (great white shark) is the source of this 1476-nucleotide messenger RNA. RefSeq names its product coagulation factor X-like. NCBI's taxonomy places the organism in Eukaryota, Metazoa, Chordata, Chondrichthyes, Lamniformes, Lamnidae. Gene Ontology annotation, cellular component: extracellular region. Gene Ontology annotation, biological process: proteolysis; blood coagulation. The transcript is spliced from 9 exons. The record is from RefSeq and is a predicted model, not a curated record. Gene Ontology annotation, molecular function: calcium ion binding; serine-type endopeptidase activity. Bases 1 to 1476 code for a protein of 491 amino acids.